Molecule: messenger RNA, 2004 nt
Organism: Nicotiana tabacum (common tobacco)
Lineage: Eukaryota; Viridiplantae; Streptophyta; Magnoliopsida; Solanales; Solanaceae
Product: premnaspirodiene oxygenase-like
Molecular function (GO): iron ion binding; monooxygenase activity; heme binding
Source: RefSeq, a predicted model, not a curated record
AAAAACAUAUAUUAUAACAAAGUAUGAAAUUCGUUCCAUAAAAAACUUGGUUUUUAUAGUGAACGGUUGUUAUAUAGUGAUGUUGUUAUAGAGAGGUCUAACGGUAUCAUUUUCUCUAAUAUUGGGAUUAUAUAUUAGGCCAAAAGAAAGCCUAGAAAAGUACAGAAGUAACCAACAAAUACACCUCUUUUGCUUGCUAAUGGAGUUUCAGUUUCCAUUCAACUUAACUUUCUUAUUCCUUUUCCUAUCAUUCCUCUUUCUAGUACUAAGUAAAUGGAAAAAAUCAAAAAACUUAAGCAAGAAACUGCCUCCAGGUCCAUGGAAAUUGCCUAUUUUAGGAAGUGUCCAUCACUUGGCAUUGGAAGGUGGACAUCCCCACCAUGCACUUGCAAACUUGGCCAAAAAAUAUGGACCUGAUCUCAUGCACCUUCAACUAGGUGAAAUUUCUACGGUCGUGGUUUCUUCUCUCGACAUGGCGCGAGAGGUACUAAAAACUCAUGACCUCGCUUUUGCAUCGAGGCCUAAACUAUUGGCCCUCGAGAUAAUAUUUUACAAGAGCACAGACAUUGCAUUUAGUGCUUACGGUGAUUACUGGAGACAAAUGCGCAAAGUCGCUGUCUUGGAACUGCUCUCUGCCAAGAACGUUCGGUCCUUUACUUCUAUUAGGCGUGACGAGGCUUCUCGUCUCAUACAAAUUAUCCGGUCAUCGCCAACGGACGAGCCAAUAAAUGUUACUGAAAGGAUCUUAUGGUACGAGAGCUCCAUGACCUGCAAAGCAGCAUUUGGAGAAUUGUUAAAAGACCAAAAAAAGUUCAUUCUAAUAGUAAGGGAAUUGACAGAAUUAUCAGGUGGCUUUAGUGUGGCCGACAUUUUCCCUUCAAUCAAGAUCCUUCAUUUGCUAAGUGGAAUGAAGGGUAGAAUUUUGAAUACUCACAAAAGAGUAGAUGCUAUUGUUGAGGAUGUUAUCAAUGAGCAUAUAAAGAAUCUUGCAAAUGGUAAAGCAGGCAAUGGUGCAUUAGGAGGUGAAGAUCUAGUUGAUGUUCUACUAAGACUAAAGGAAAGUGGGGAACUUCAAAUCCCAAUCACCAAUGACAACAUCAAAGCAGUUAUGAUUGACCUGUUCUCUGCCGGAACAGAAACUUCAUCAACAACAACAAUAUGGGCCAUGACAGAAAUGAUGAGGAACCCAAAAGUGUAUGCAAAGGCACAAGCUGAGGUAAGAGAAGUAUUCAAAGGAAAAGAAACCAUCGACGAGGAUAACAUUGAGGAGUUGAAAUACCUAAAACAAGUUGUUAAAGAAACCUUGAGACUUCACCCUCCGCUCCCUCUCUUGCUUCCAAGAGAGUGUAGGGAGGAAACAAACAUCAAUGGAUACACUAUCCCAUUAAAAACAAGAGUCAUGGUUAAUGCUUGGGCAAUUGGGAGGGAUCCAAAGUAUUGGGAAGACGCGGAACAGUUUAAGCCAGAGAGAUUUGAGCAUGUCUCUGUGGAUUUCAUGGGAAAUAACUUUGAGUAUCUCCCUUUUGGUUCCGGAAGGAGAAUGUGUCCUGGAAUUUCAUUUGGUUUAAUAAAUGUCCACCUUCCACUAGCUAAAUUGCUCUAUCAUUGUGACUGGAAACUCCCUGAUGGUGUCAAACCUGAAGAUUUGGACAUGACUGAGUUUACUGCUAUAACUGCAGCAAGAAAGAGUGAGUUAUACUUGAUUGCUACUCCUUAUCAUCCUUCUCAAGAAUGAUAUUUGAUACAGCAGUGAGGGUCCUGUUCUCUUUUUUUUUUUUUUUUUUUUUUUUUUUUUUUUAUUCAUNUUUUUUUUUUUUUUUUUUUUUUUUUUUUUUUUGGUUCUAUAUGUGUUUCUGCCCUUGUGUGAAUUAUAUAUUUAAUGAUAAACCUCUCCAAUAGCUCCUACCAAUGUCUUUGAGCUUGUUGGAAGCUUGUAAAUAUCAGCUUUCUUAUACUUGUGCAAUAUAUACUUGUGACGUUGAAUAAUAAGUUCAGUUUUAUCAA